This is a messenger RNA of Nomascus leucogenys (northern white-cheeked gibbon), 3454 nucleotides long. It is a transcript of the gene HECA, whose product is annotated as HECA ribonucleoprotein granule regulator. NCBI's taxonomy places the organism in Eukaryota, Metazoa, Chordata, Mammalia, Primates, Hylobatidae. The record is from RefSeq and is a predicted model, not a curated record.
CGCCUUUUCCCUCCGGCUCGGGAGCGUCUCGCUUGCGCCCCGGGCCCGCGGCGCCCGCGCGGCUGCAAGCCUCGGGUGGCCGCGUGCCGGCUCCAGGAAGCCGGAGAGGGCGCGGCGGCCGGGAUGGCGCGGCACGAGCCGUGCGGCUAGACGGGAGCCGAGGGAACCGCCGGCUCGCGCCCUCCGUUCUUUCCCGGAGCCGGCUUCGCGCAGGGCCGGGAGCGGCCGUGCAGCUGGGAUCCGCCUUCGCUGACGCUGGGCACCUACCUGGACGCUCGCGAGCGAGAUGCCCAACCCCAAAAACAGCAAAGGCGGCCGCAAAAACAAGCGCGCCAACAGCAGCGGCGACGAGCAGGAAAAUGGAGCCGGGGCCCUGGCAGCGGCGGGCGCGGCGGGAGCGGCGGCCGGGGGGGCCCUGGCGGCGGCGGCCGGCUGCGGGGCGGCGGCGGCGGGCGCGCCGGGCGCCGGAGGCGCGGCGGGCGCCGGAGGCGCGGGGACUGGCGCCGCGAACGCCGCGGCCGCCGCGGGGGCUGCGGCCGCAGGCGAUGCCAAAAACGAAGCCCCAUGUGCCACUCCCCUGAUCUGCAGCUUCGGGAGGCCGGUGGACCUGGAGAAGGACGACUACCAGAAGGUGGUGUGCAACAACGAGCACUGCCCCUGCAGCACCUGGAUGCACCUGCAGUGCUUCUACGAAUGGGAGAGCAGCAUCCUCGUCCAGUUCAACUGCAUCGGCCGCGCGCGCAGCUGGAACGAGAAGCAAUGCCGCCAGAACAUGUGGACAAAGAAGGGCUAUGACCUGGCCUUCCGCUUCUGCUCCUGCCGCUGUGGCCAGGGCCACUUGAAGAAGGACACAGACUGGUAUCAGGUGAAGCGGAUGCAGGACGAGAAAAAGAAGAAGUCUGGCUCUGAGAAGAACACAGGGAGGCCUCCUGGUGAGGCGGCGGAGGAGGCAAAAAAGUGCAGGCCCCCAAAUAAGCCCCAGAAAGGCCCGAGCCACGACCUCCCCCGCCGACAUUCCAUGGACCGGCAGAACUCCCAGGAGAAGGCAGUGGGUGCCACAGCCUACGGUGCCCGUUCCCCCGGCGGCUCCCCAGGCCAGUCCCCACCCACGGGCUACUCCAUCCUCUCUCCUGCCCACUUUAGCGGGCCCCGCUCCUCCAGGUACCUCGGGGAGUUCUUAAAGAACGCCAUCCAUCUGGAGCCUCACAAGAAGGCCAUGGCUGGGGGCCAUGUGUUCAGAAAUGCCCACUUUGAUUACAGCCCUGCGGGGUUGUCAGUUCACAGGGGGGGACACUUCGACACCCCCGUGCAGUUCCUUCGGCGGCUGGACCUCUCCGAGCUCCUCACUCACAUCCCCAGGCACAAGCUGAACACUUUCCACGUGCGCAUGGAAGACGAUGCCCAAGUGGGCCAGGGGGAGGACUUGCGGAAGUUCAUUCUGGCCGCACUCAGUGCCAGCCACAGAAACGUGGUAAACUGUGCCCUGUGCCACCGGGCGCUCCCGGUGUUCGAACAGUUCCCACUGGUGGAUGGAACUCUGUUCCUAAGCCCGUCGAGACAUGAUGAGAUCGAAUAUGAUGUUCCUUGUCACCUUCAAGGGAGACUCAUGCACCUGUAUGCGGUGUGUGUGGACUGCCUGGAAGGGGUUCACAAGAUCAUCUGCAUCAAGUGUAAGUCACGGUGGGAUGGCAGCUGGCACCAGCUGGGCACUAUGUACACCUACGACAUCCUGGCUGCCUCUCCAUGUUGUCAGGCCCGCCUGAACUGUAAGCACUGUGGGAAGCCGGUGAUCGACGUGAGGAUCGGGAUGCAGUACUUCUCCGAAUAUAGCAACGUCCAGCAGUGUCCACACUGUGGGAACCUGGACUACCACUUCGUGAAGCCAUUUUCCUCCUUCAAAGUUCUUGAAGCUUAUUGAUGAAAGCUUUGCUUUAGUAAUAGCUAUUUUAUUGAUAUUAUUACUUUAUUACAUAUCUUUUAUAGGGAAACAUUCUGUGACAUUAAUUUCUUUUCUAAUUUAAAGGAGAGUUACUUUGUUGUAUGUGUGCCACUAAAAUAGGGGCUGCCCUUGCCCUGUCUUGAUCCCGAGUGUUAGUCUGUGGUUUUGACCAGAGCCCAGAUGGGUAAUCCUGUGCAUUUGGGUCGGGGUUCACUCUUACCAAGAAUCUUUGAUGCAGCUUUAAGUUGGUGGGGAGGAUGGGGUGAAUUUAGGAAAGGAAUUUGUGGUUAUAAACUAAGAGCUUGAUAGGAGUUGGAAGGAAACUCUUACUAAAAUGUUAACUUUCUGGAAACCUUCUUUUAGAUCUUCCUUGGGCCUUUGGAAAAAUAUGUGACAAGUGAAUGUAAGUCUGUGCCUGGAGAGCUAAUAGUGCAUUAGUCUAUCUCACCCUAGUGUUCUGCAGCACACGUGGGCAGGCAGUUUACUCACACGGACAGGUGACCUGAAAGUGGCACAAGUGCUGUUUCUAUCGCUAUUGUAAUUUGCCAGUUCGUUUUUCAUGCUGAAAAUAAUAUCCAAAUUAUAAGACAUAUGAAAGAUAUUAGUGUUGCAAAUAUGUUUAGGUAAACUGACCUAUAACAGAAUAUGUGAAAUGAAUUUGGAAAUAAUGCAAGAAGGCAGAACUCAAUCAUUUGAAUUGUGUUUUUGUAGUUGGUAAUAUAGCUCUUAAGGAGAACCCAUGAAUAACAUGAUUUGGGCAGUGAUGAUUUAUUGCAGGUUGCACUGUUGAAGUGUCAUUUGGUGUCAGAUUCUUCUCACAGGUAAAUCUCUCGGCCACAGAAUCUAACUGGUGAGCUUCAGAACCAAUAAUUGCCACACUUAUUGUCCUCAAAAUUGCUUAUGGCCAUGUUUAACCCAUUUAAUUCUGAGUUUCCAAAAUCAAAGAUUUGACCUUAAGAGGGAAGGGAAAAGUGUGAAAGGAUGAUGAAGAAAAUAAUUUUACUAUUUCUUUUAAAAGUAUGUUUUGGAAAAUCAGUGAUUGUAAUGCAUAGCAGUAUGUUUGAAAAAUAGACCAUUCUAAAAAGCCCAUGAUACCUUACUGUUGAUGAAAAAAGAUGAUCAUAUAUAUAGAACUUGAUUAGUCAGAGCAUUGGGCAUUCCAAAAUACAGCCUUUGGUUCAGUAGAUUUUAAUGCUUUAAAUAGACUGACGUCCCAUACCCUUAUAGAAUUGGAAUAUGAUUUCUCAGAAAUUAAUUUGAUAAUUUCAUGUAUGAUGUGCAUGUAUGCUAAAAGAAUGCUGAAAAUCAUUUUAUGAAUAGCCAAAUUUGGGGUUGAUGUGAACAUUUUAUAUUAUUCAUUUUGUUUAUGCUUUUUUUUUACUGUGUGGUGUUUCUUUUCAGAAGUAUUUAGGCAAUAUUGCAAGUGAGUUUCAGUUUUUUUUUUUUUUUUUUUGAGACGGAGUCUCACUCUGUCACCCAGGCUGGAGUGCGGUGGUGCGAUCUCAGCUCACUGCA